GGGGAGUGGGAGAUGGAACACUCGCUUGAGCAUCCAAAACACACGGGAGUGGUUCGCCGCCGAGACUGGAGCCCCGGACCCACCCGAAGCAGCGGCACGCUCCGCCGACCUCCCUUGACGCCUCUGCUCCGCGCGUCGGCGCCCGGCCUCGGUCAGAGGCCUUCGUCUUAACGCCCUCCGUCUCUGCUCGGGAUUCCUCCGUGAGGAUUGGAAGGAGGGUACCUCGGCUGCAUUUCCUCAAUAAAGACCUUUGUUCCCCAACAUCCGGCGCAGCUCCCUUCCCCACCUGCCAUGGUGACAUGACACACCCCUGAGUGGCUUUGCUCCUUUCUCGCACACAAAGACGAUCCCCUAGGGCUCCCCCGGACCCCUGAACUCUUAACUCCAGCAAACAAAAAGAGACAUCUCCCCCUCCUACGCUCAACACCUCCCCUCCUCUGCGAUGACGGUGGCCGUGCGAUUCCGUCGCCACUUGCGCAGGCUCCUGCUCCUGCUGGCCUCCGGCUGCCUCCUCUCCCUCCUCCUCUCGGCCUACUUCCUGUUCACCAACUCCUCCCCUUCCAUGCAGCUUGGACAAUCCCCCGAACCCGCCUGCUCCCAGCCGCUGUCUCCCUACCAUCAACUCCCGUACCCGUACCCCCCCAACCCUCCUCACACACAUAUCCACACGGAGCCAGUAGUGCUGGUGCUCGUUGAGUCCCAGUACUCCCAGCUGGGUCAGGACAUUGUGGCUAUAUUGGAGUCAGCGCACUUCCAGUUCCGCAUGGAGAUUGCCUCAGGGAAGGGCGACCUCCCGCCGCUGACCGAGAAAGGUCGCGGCCGAUAUUCACUCAUCAUUUAUGAAAAUCUGUUGAAGUAUGCACAUGCGGACACGUGGAACAGACAGCUGUUGCAUCAGUACUGUACGGAGUACAGAGUGGGCAUCAUCGGUUUCUACCGCUCCACCGAGAACUCCCCGCCGCUCCUCAAGCUCAGAGGCCUCCCGGUGGUCCUUCGUACCAACCAGGCGCUCUGGGACUGCUGUGUGGUGUCCAGCUCACCUCUGCUCCACCUGACCAAGCCCGGCACGGAUCGGGGGGCUCUGCCGGGGGCCGACUGGACCUCCUUUUCCUCUAAUCACUCCACCUACCAGGCUGUCCUGCAUGCACGGGCCAAGGACAGAGCCGGAGCAGGUAGCGGCGAUAACCCGGGGCCCGGCUUUAGCGUAGGCCUCCAAGCCACCGUGGUUCAGGACAUGGGGCUGUAUGACGGGGUGAGGCGGGUGCUGUUUGGCCAGGGACUUGCCUACUGGCUCCACAGACUCAUUCUGGUGGAUGCCAUCUCCUACCUCACAGACAGGAAGCUUACCUUGGGUUUGGACCGGCACAUACUGGUGGAUAUAGACGACAUUUUCGUGGGAAAGGAAGGGACCCGGAUGAAUAACAAGGAUGUGAAGGCUCUUCUUGAUACUCAGAGACAGCUGCGUUCUCAGAUCUCCAACUUUACCUUCAACCUGGGCUUCUCGGGGAAGUUCUACCACACAGGCACAGUGGAGGAGGAUGAGGGAGAUGAUUUACUAUUGAAGUAUGUGGAUGAGUUCUGGUGGUUCCCCCACAUGUGGAGCCACAUGCAGCCUCACCUCUUCCACAACGAGUCCUCGCUGCUGGAGCAGAUGGUCCUCAACAAGGAGUUUGCUCUGGAGCACAGCAUCCCGGUGGACAUGGGUUACGCCGUGGCCCCUCACCACUCAGGGGUCUACCCCGUCCACCUUCAGCUCUACAAGGCUUGGAGACACGUGUGGAACAUCCAAGUGACCAGCACGGAGGAGUACCCCCAUCUCAAACCCGCUCGCUACCGCAAGGGUUUCAUCCACAACAACAUCAUGGUGCUGCCCCGCCAGACGUGUGGCUUGUUUACUCAUACAAUCUACUAUAAGGAAUACCCUGGCGGGCCAAAAGAACUGGACAAAAGCAUCCUUGGAGGAGAGCUGUUUCUCACCGUGCUGCUCAACCCAAUCAGUAUAUUCAUGACCCACUUGUCUAACUACGGCAAUGACCGACUGGGCCUUUACACCUUCGUUCACCUGGCCUCCUUCCUUCGCUCGUGGACAAACCUGAAACUCCACACACUCCCACCUUUGCAGCUGGCACACAAGUACUUCCAGCUUUUUCCUGAACAAAAGAAUCCGCUCUGGCAGAACCCGUGUGAUGACAAACGGCAUAAAGACAUCUGGUCUAAAGAGAAAACCUGUGACAGGCUGCCUAAGUUCAUGGUCGUGGGCCCACAGAAAACAGGAACGACAGCACUUUAUCUCUUCCUACUCAUGCAUCCCUCCAUCUCCAGUAACUUCCCCAGUCCCAAGACGUAUGAGGAAGUCCAGUUCUUCAACACCAAUAACUACCACAAAGGAAUUGACUGGUACAUGGAGUUUUUCCCCGUGCCCUCUAAUGUUAGCACCGACUUCCUGUUUGAGAAGAGUGCCAACUACUUCCCCUCGGAGGAGUCCCCACGUCGAGCUGCCGCCCUGCUGCCCAAGGCCAAGAUCAUCACCCUGCUCAUCAACCCCUCCGACAGGGCCUACAGCUGGUAUCAGCAUCAAAGAGCUCACGAGGACCACGCGGCCCUGAGGUUCACCUUCUAUGAUGUCAUCAGUGCAAGAGCUGGGGCGCCGGCCGAGCUCCACUCCCUGCAGAGCCGCUGUCUCAUCCCCGGUCUCUACUCCUCACACCUGGAGAGGUGGCUUGCUAACUACCCUGCUAACCAGGUGAUGAUCAUAGAUGGCCAUCAGCUUAGAACUGACCCUGCGGCGGUGAUGGAUGAAGUCCAGAAGUUCCUGGGAGUCACUCCUCACUUCAACUACUCCCAGACCCUCACGUUUGACCCCCAGAAGGGCUUUUGGUGCCAGCUCCUUGAGGGAGGGAAGACAAAAUGUUUGGGAAAGAGCAAAGGGAGAAAGUACCCUCCAAUGGAGCCAGAGGCGCAUGCAUAUCUCUCCAGGUACUACAGGGAACACAACGUGGAGCUGUCAAAGCUGCUGCAUCGCCUCGGACAGCCCCUCCCCUCCUGGCUCAGAGAGGAGCUGCAGAAGGUUAGAUAACCUUUGCAUCCAUGAACCAGGGUUAAAGGUCACGGGGUCAAAGACCAGGAGCACCUGUCCUUCAGAUGGUCUAUCUGUGGCCUUUUUAGUGACCCCUGAGGCGAAGCUAGGACAGGAGGCCUUGUCACUCCUGGGAGCUGUGACCCAGCUGGGCUGAAGCCAAACUCUUUGAAGGACGACAGGUUGGAUGGAGGAGUCAGGGCUCCAGGUGGCUCUGCCAGCUCAGCAGAAUGUGGGACUAAAAGGAAGGGCCACCUUAUCUGGGAUGAAGACGACCAUGAUGGACAAGGAGCAUUUGGAAAGCGGCUGAUGCACCAUCCCUGAAACGGGGUGAACUCUCGUGAAGAGCUGCAGCGACUAUGAAAGUUAUUACUUUUUUAAUUUUCACCUCUAAUUUAUGAUGCCAGAACAGCGCUGGUCAGCUGUGUGUGGUUCCCAUAGAGAAGACUUUGCACUAAGUUCUGUCCCAUUCAUCUCUCCAAGAUAAAAGAAACCUCCUAUGUGGUUCUGUUAUAUUUUAGUUGUUUCUUUUGUCACAAUGAGAGUAAGCAGGGAUGAUACGUGCUUUGACUAAGGGUGAUGGACAGUAUUCCCAUGAUAAGUUAAUUCAUUGCUUAUUUUUUUUAAAGUGAAGCUAGUUUCUGGUAGAUCUGGUAGCGUUGUUCACCUUUAGAGGCUUUCACUGGAAAUUAGGGGCUCCGAAAUGGGUCACUAAAUCAAGAUGCAUUGCACGCUCAUUAUUUCCCUGUUAAAAAACCAUGCAGAAGAACUCUGUGUCCAUUUAGCAGAGCAUGAGCGGUGAUGAUUCCGGCACUAUUGACUGAGGCCUCGUGAGUUUGUGAUGAAAGCUGACGAAAAAAAGAUCUUUUUGGAUAUUACACUUAAUUCUGAGACUCUUUAAGAAACUACAGUAACCGCAGGCAGUUUUUGUUUUGUCCGUGUUUCAUCAAAGUAUUUUUAUUUCCUUUUUAAAACCAGUGGCCUACGUUGUCUAGCAUCUAUUUGAAUGCAACAAAAAAAAAGAUAAAUGUCAAACACAGAAACAGAAAUAAAAGAAAUGAAUAUGA
Pungitius pungitius (ninespine stickleback) is the source of this 4143-nucleotide messenger RNA. RefSeq names its product N-deacetylase/N-sulfotransferase (heparan glucosaminyl) 3 (gene ndst3). The coding region runs from base 443 to 3076 and encodes 877 amino acids. Lineage: Eukaryota; Metazoa; Chordata; Actinopteri; Perciformes; Gasterosteidae. The transcript has 15 exons. The record is from RefSeq and is a predicted model, not a curated record. Gene Ontology annotation, cellular component: Golgi apparatus. Gene Ontology annotation, molecular function: deacetylase activity; heparan sulfate N-sulfotransferase activity.